Molecule: messenger RNA, 555 nt
Organism: Salmo salar (Atlantic salmon)
Lineage: Eukaryota; Metazoa; Chordata; Actinopteri; Salmoniformes; Salmonidae
Product: saxiphilin
Source: RefSeq, a predicted model, not a curated record
CUUGUUGGGUUAAUGAGGCAACUAGUCACACCUGUGACAGAUCCUUUAAAAGGAGAGGUGGAAGAGGUAGACCAUAACUCACAGACAACAGAGAGACAACCAGUGAAUCCCUUGGAAGAGUGCAGAAGACCAUUAUCAUGGCGAUACUGACCAUCAUUCUGCUUGUCAGCACGGUUUUUGCUCUGGGAGAUGCUACGAAACAACCCAGGAACCGCUGUGAACUUUCUAGAGAUACUGUGAAAAAUGGCCCGCCUGGAGACUACGUCCCCAUGUGUGACUGCAAGGGAGAAUACACUCCUGAGCAACACUGGGGCUUUACAGGUUCCUCUUCAUGUCUUACCAGAACUGGACAGAAGAUCCCGGGUACUGAGACUCAUCCUGGCACUGCUCCAAUAAAAUGUGCUUGCAGUGGUGCUCGCAGAUGAAAGGUGCUGGAGAGAAGACUGCGAAAACAUUGGAAAUACUUUGAUGGUUGUCUUUACUGUACUAUGGGAGCAUAUUCACAUUCCAUAUAAAUGAAGAAAUCCUGAGAUAAAAUUGUUGCAUUACAUUCUU